UAAACCUAUGCUCUGAUUUAUACUUACAAGACAAAGUUCAGAGAUAGACAUUACUUAACAGUUUUAGCAACGCACAGCAUUUAGGUGUAUUAAUGAAUGGUUCUCAGGAGACCAGGGGACCAGGCAAAGGGUUAUUGUUCCAAAUCCCACUCAACUUGUUGUCUCCUCCCUUUCUGCAACAUCUAAUGGCAUCUCUUGAAUGUUCUGUGCUGAUUUAAUUAAUAAGCCUGACUGAGUAAUGCCUUGUGACGCCUAAUCCCAACCUGAUGACUAUAGAAGCUUUGGGCUGGCGUCCUCCAAGCAUACACAUCGUGACUACAAUCCAUCCAUCGCAGCUAUACUUUUCUUAUUUAUUAACUUUUUCAAGUUCAUCAUAUCCCAACACUGACUUUCAUUGCUGUUUUGCUCACUGCUGUUCAUCGCAUCUUGCGUGGACAAAGAAGAAGCGAAAUGUCAGACAUUACCGGAACAUAUCGUAUUGUCUCUGAGGAAGAGCAGUCUCUCCGUGCCAAGCUAGAGCGGUUGACUACCAAAGACCAUGGACCAGUAUUUGGCAAAUGUGAAAAGCUUCCAGAACAUACUGUGCAGAAGGCUAAAGAUGAACUAAACGAGACUGAUGAAAGUCGAGAUUUAGCUGUAAAAGAACUGCGAGAGCUGGUGCAGGACAAGGCUAACAAUGGAGACGACCUCUGCAGAGCUGUUGCAGAGAAGGUGAUCGGGAAGGAAAAUUGCUUCUUUCUGCGAUUUAUAAGGGCCCGGAAAUUUGACGUAAACCGUUCUUAUGAGCUUCUAAAAGGCUAUGUCAAUUUUCGACAACAAUACCCGGAGCUGUUUGAGAACCUGACAGCGGAGGCUGUGCGCAGCACCAUUGAGGCCGGCUACCCUGGAAUUCUGACCAGCAGAGACAAGAAUGGCAGAGUCAUCCUCCUUUUUAAUAUUGAGAAUUGGGACUAUGAGGAGAUCACAUUUGAUGAGAUCCUCCGUGCAUACUGCAUUAUUUUGGAGAACCUGUUGGAAAAUGAAGAGACCCAGAUAAAUGGCUUCUGCAUUAUAGAGAACUUCAAAGGAUUCACCAUGCAACAGGCUUCUGGCAUUAAACCUUAUGAGCUUAAAAAAAUGGUGGACAUGCUACAGGAUUCCUUCCCUGCAAGAUUUAAAGCUGUUCACUUCAUACAUCAACCCUGGUACUUUACUACAACCUACAAUGUUGUGAAACCUUUUCUGAAGAGCAAACUCCUUGAAAGGGUUUUUGUACAUGGGGAUGACCUGGAGAGUUUCUACAAGGAAAUUGAUGCGGACAUACUGCCAGCAGACUUUGGAGGAAACUUACCAAAAUACGAUGGCCGAAUAAUUGCCGAUAAGCUCUUUGCACCAAGAAAUGAAUCAGAGGACACAGCUCUUUAGAGGAAAUGAUGGCAUGCGGUAUAUACAUCAGAUAGGAUGAGAAAAUACUCAGUCUCUGUUAGUGGUAAUACAUUCUACAGUACACUUUUCAAAAUGUAAGCACAUAUAAAGAUGCCUAUAUAUAUAUAUAUAUAUAUAUAUAUAUAUAUAUAUAUAUACAUA
Messenger RNA from Pseudophryne corroboree (corroboree frog), 1566 nucleotides. It is a transcript of the gene RLBP1, whose product is annotated as retinaldehyde binding protein 1. The coding region runs from base 451 to 1404 and encodes 317 amino acids. Gene Ontology annotation, cellular component: membrane. The record is from RefSeq and is a predicted model, not a curated record. Gene Ontology annotation, molecular function: phosphatidylinositol bisphosphate binding. The transcript has 8 exons. Lineage: Eukaryota; Metazoa; Chordata; Amphibia; Anura; Myobatrachidae.